Aegilops tauschii subsp. strangulata is the source of this 3573-nucleotide messenger RNA. The record is from RefSeq and is a predicted model, not a curated record. NCBI's taxonomy places the organism in Eukaryota, Viridiplantae, Streptophyta, Magnoliopsida, Poales, Poaceae.
UCAGUUUCGGCGGGCUGCCGCCCACCACACCAGAAAUCCACCCCCCCCGGAAAAUCCCCAAAUCUACGCCAACUGCCGGCGAGGAGCAAGGCGGCGGCGGCGAUGGCGGGGACGAUCUCCCGCAUCCGGCUGGAGAACUUCAUGUGCCACUCCAGCCUCGACAUCGAGCUCGGCCAGCACGUCAACUUCAUCACCGGCCAGAACGGCAGCGGGAAGAGCGCGAUCUUGACGGCUCUCUGCAUCGCCUUCGGCUGCCGCGCCAAGAACACGCAGCGGGCGGCAACAUUGAAAGAUUUCAUCAAGACUGGUUGCAGCGAUGCAGCAAUUGCUGUUGACAUCAACAACCAAGGGGAAGACGCGUUCAAGCCUGACAUAUAUGGAAACUUAAUUAAAUUGGAGCGCAGGAUUACCAAGUCAUCUAGUUCAACUAUCUUAAAAGAUCAACAUGGGAGGAAGGUGGCACAUCGCAAAGAUGAUCUUAAUGAGAUAGUCGAACAUUUUAAUAUUGAUGUUGAAAAUCCUUGUGUAAUUAUGAGUCAAGACAAAAGUAGAGAAUUUCUGCACUCAGGAAAUGACAAGGAUAAGUUUAAGUUCUUCUUCAAGGCUACUCUUCUUCAACGACUCAAAGAGUUGCUUGAGACAAUAAGAGAUCAGGUGCACAAGGCAGACUCUGAUGUUCAAGAACUGGAGAAGUCAAUUAAGCCAGUGAUGAGAGAACUUGAUGAAUUACGAGAGAAGAUAAAGAAUAUGGAACACAUAGAAGAGAUAGCACAUGAUAUUGAUAAUUUGAAGAAAAAGUUAGCCUGGUCAUGGGUUUAUGAAGUUGACCAGCAAAUUGAGGAACAAACAGUGAAACUCCAGAAACUCAAAGGGCGAGCUCCUGCGUGCCAAGAAAGAAUUGACCGAAAUACAGUUGUUAUUGAUAAACUGAAGAAAGAACUAAUUGAAAAGGAAGAAAAUCUCAGAUCUUUGGUGGGUAAGACUCGUGAAGAGAACAACAUGAAGAAAAGUAUGGAAAAUAACAUUGCUGAGGCUGUGAAGCGGGAGAUAGAACUAGAGGCGGAGCAUGAGCGUGGUGCACACAUGCUGCAGAGAAAGAAUGGCCGCCUGAAUCAAUUGCAGGCACAACUUCGUGAUUUCCAAAUGCAGCAUAUGCAAUCUACUCAAGCUGAGGCAUCUCAAAUGGAGAAAGAUAUGCAGAACAUACAACAACAGAUUGAUCAUCUUCAUUCAAAUGUUACAAGGUUAAGAGAGGAUGAAAAUGAAUUCACAGCAGAAUUAUCAGGCAUCGUAAAAUCUAUCAAUGACAUAUCAAAAGAGAUAGCUGAAAAUGAUAGAAGGACAAAACAAAUAAAAUCCGACAUUGCAGACCUUCAACGACAGCAAAGUAAUACGGUAACGGCAUUUGGGGGACAAAGAGUUCUGAAACUCUUGGAAUCAAUAGAGACAAACCACAAAAAAUUCGAAAGCCCACCUAUUGGUCCAAUAGGGGCUCAUCUGCAACUUGCUAGUGAGUCCUGGUCUGUGGCAGUUGAUAGCGCAUGUGGGGGGCUUCUGGAUGCAUUUAUUGUCACGUGUUGUAAGGAUUUACAUGUUUUGCGAGAAUGUGCAAGUAAAGUGAAUUUCAAUAACCUUCGAAUUAUUGUGUAUGAUUUUACUAGGCCACGAUUGAUCAUUCCUGAUGGUUCACUUCCUACAACAGAGCACCCUACAGUACUAUCAGUUAUUCAGUCAGAAAAUCACACUGUGCUGAAUGUAUUGGUGGAUCAGGGUCAUGCUGAAAGGCAGGUCCUGGUUAAAGAUUAUGAAGUCGGAAAAUCUCUUGCAUUUGAUGAUAGGAUGCGGAAUAUAAAGGAAGUGUAUACUUCUGAUGGGGACAAAAUAUUUUCUAGACGUGCUGUUCAGACUUUUUAUCCUCCUACAAGCAAAAAAGGAAGACCUAAUCGUUUGUGCAGUUCACUGGGAGAGAAAAUUGCUGAACUUAAGAAUGAAGCAGAAGGUAUUCAAAGAACAAUCGUGGAAAAAAAUGGUCAGAAAAGCAAGUUAGUUAAAGAUCAAUGUGACCUUGAACAGAAAAUAGCAGAUUCGAAGAGAAAACGAGAACCUGAGGAGCAUCGUUUAGAGAAAAAAAUACUGGAACUUGAUGACGCCAAGAGAGCUUUUGCUGAAAUUAAUAGAUAUGCUGCUGUGGAUAACAGUGAACUAGAGGAGGACAUAAAGAAAGAGAAGAAUAUCAUUGUGGAGAGCGAACAAUUACUUCAGAAGAUUAAAGUGAAGUUAGCAGCGGCUUCACGAGAAGUGAACGAUAGAAGAGAAGCUUACAAGACCUUUAUGGAUUCUGUGAAUGAGACGGGGCAUCGUGCUAGCGCAAAUGAUGAAUUAGAACUUAUUAAGCGUAAACUAGAUGCAGCUGAGCAGGAGAAGGCUCACUAUGAAGGUCUCAUGACAACCAAAGUUUUACCUGCUAUUAAAAUGGCUGAAGCAGAGUAUGCAGAUCUUCAGCAGCUUCGACAGGAUAACUUCAAGAAGGCUUCGACUAUUUGCCCUGAGAGCGAUAUGGAAGCUCUGAAUAAUGUUGCUGGAUCCACUCCCGAACAAUUAAGUGCCACGUUAAAUAGACUGAAACAGAGAUUUGAUCAAGAAAGCAGAAGACAUGCUGAGUCCAUAGACGAUCUGAGGGCAUUGCAUGACAAAAAGGAGCAGAAAAUUAAGCAACAGCUGUAUGCAAGUUUUAGGCUGAACAUUAAUUCGUGUGAAAAAUUAUUGGACUUGCGGUGGAAGAAGUUCCAGAGAAAUGCUGGCCUUUUGAAGAGACAAUUGACAUGGCUGUUCAAUGAGCACCUGGGAAAGAAAGGUAUCAGUGGAUUCACCAACGUAGAUUACCAGAAUAAAGUUUUAUCUAUUGAGCUAACGAUGCCUCAAGAUGCAUCUCAUGAUACCAUCAGAGACACUAGAGGACUGUCAGGGGGAGAGCGAUCUUUUUCGACACUUUGCUUCGCUUUAGCUCUUCAUGGGAUGACGGAAGCACCUUUUAGGGCCAUGGAUGAGUUUGAUGUAUUCAUGGAUGCGGUGAGCCGCAAAAUAAGCUUGGAUACCCUUGUAGAUUUUGCUGUUGCACACGGGUCACAAUGGAUAUUUAUAACGCCGCAUGAUAUCAGCAUGGUGAAGCCUGGAGAUCGGGUCAAGAAGCAGCAACUGGCCGCCCCUCGUGGUUGACUAAGGACUCUGUCUGUCAUUGUGCUCAGUAGUGUAUAUGUCUCCUUAGCCUUAGGAUCCACCUUCGACAGACCUGUCGGGAACUGCUUGCUUCGUAAUUAAGUUAGUGGUGUUGGUUGAUUAGGUAGCAUCAGGAGCAAAAGAAUUACAGAUGACGAGGACGAACAAGAGUUGCCAUAUCUGCCAGAUAGUGUGUACGUUCAUAAGAACAGAACAGUUAGUUUAACUUGUCUGAUGUAAACGCCUGGACUUUGGAGAAACAACUCUACAAUGUAUAACACUGUAUCAGGCAUGUAAAAAGAGGUGCUACAUUCUGGGACCAGCUCUCUGCAGAUAUGUAAGCUUAGUUGCCUGUCA